Molecule: messenger RNA, 6810 nt
Organism: Oncorhynchus keta (chum salmon)
Lineage: Eukaryota; Metazoa; Chordata; Actinopteri; Salmoniformes; Salmonidae
Product: serine/threonine-protein kinase DCLK1-like
Exons: 18
Coding region: 291-2582 (763 amino acids)
Biological process (GO): intracellular signal transduction; protein phosphorylation
Molecular function (GO): protein kinase activity; ATP binding
Source: RefSeq, a predicted model, not a curated record
UGAGAGAGGAGGGAGCAUUCGCGAGGUGAGAUGCUUGGUGCUUCCCUCGGAAGGCCUGCAUGUCAAUGAGGGACGGCCAUCUGGAAAUCACUGCUUAAGACACAGAAACCAGCUGCAGCUCUUGCAGCGCACACUUGCUCAAUCACAGGGCAACAAAGGGACGGAUGCUUUUUCUAUCGCUCGGGCCAUUAUACUACACAUAUAUGCACUGACACAGUCUGUUGGAGAGCUGCUAUAUGCAAUUGCUAAAGAAUUGACGCGGUUGACUGCAUCAGACUUCAAUUAAAGUUAUGGAGCUGGAGCACUUUGACGAGCGGGAGAAAGCCCAGAGAAACACCCGCCGAGGCUCCAGGAACAACGGGCUGCCGAGCCCCACUCACAGUGCCCACUGUAGUCUGUACAGGACCCGGACACUGCAGUCCCUGGCCUCGGAGAAGAAAGCCAAGAAGGUCCGCUUUUACCGCAACGGAGACCGCUACUUCAAAGGGAUUGUCUAUGCCAUUUCCCAGGACAGGUUUCGGUCUAUAGACGCCCUGUUAGCCGAUCUGACCCGCUCCCUGUCAGAUAAUGUGAACUUGCCCCAGGGGGUCCGGACCAUCUACUCUAUUGACGGGACCAAGAAGAUAUUGGGCAUGGAGCAGCUGGAGGAAGGAGAGAGCUAUGUGUGUGGCUCCAUAGAGCCAUACAGGAAGCUGGACUACACUAAGAAUGUCAACCCCAACUGGUCAGUUGGGGUGAAGACAGCUGCCUCGGCACGUGGCCCAUCCUCCCUGGGCAGUGCCAAGGCUGGGGCCCCAGAGACCAGGGAGAGUAAGGACUUCAUCCGGCCCAAACUGGUCACCAUCAUCCGGAGCGGGGUGAAGCCUCGAAAGGCCGUCCGCAUCCUCCUCAACAAAAAGACGGCCCACUCCUUCGAACAGGUCCUCUCUGACAUCACAGAUGCCAUCAAGAUGGACUCUGGGGUCGUCAAGAGACUAUACACCGUGGAUGGGAAGCUGGUGACAUGCCUUCAGGACUUCUUUGGUGACGAUGACAUCUUUAUGGCCUGUGGUCCAGAGAAGUUUCGCUACCAAGAUGACUUCCUCUUAGAUGAGAGUGAGUGUAGGGUGGUGAAGUCGACGUCAUACGGUCGGAUCUCCUCUCUGCUGGGACGCUACUCACCCAGAGGAGGAGGCUCACGCCGAAGCUCAGGUUCAGCCAAUGGGACGGCAGGCAGUCAGCUGUCGACUCCUCGCUCAGGGAAGUCCCCCAGCCCCUCUCCCACCAGUCCUGCUAGUCUCCAACGACGCAGGGGGUCCCAACACAGUGGCUCGUCCCUGUCUCUAGCCUCCACCAAGGUGUGUAGCUCCAUGGAUGAGGGAGACGGAGCAGGUAGUGAAGCGGAGCUGAACCUGCUGAGUGAUGAAUGUCCCUCCAUCCCUCCGUCCAUCGCUGAGAGGUACAAGGUGGGGAGGACUUUAGGUGACGGUACCUUUGCUGUGGUUAAAGAAUGUGUGGAGAGAUGUACCGGCAGAGAAUACGCCCUGAAGAUCAUCAACAAAGGCAAAUGUAGGGGAAAGGAACACAUGAUCCAGAACGAGGUGUCCAUCCUCCGUCGUGUCAAACACCCCAACAUCGUUCUGCUGAUCGAGGAAAUGGACACCUACAGCGAGCUUUACCUGGUCAUGGAGCUGGUCAAGGGGGGUGACCUGUUUGAUGCCAUCACUUCCUCUAGUAAAUACACAGAGAGAGAUGCUAGUGGGAUGCUGUAUAACCUGGCCAGUGCCAUCAAGUACCUGCACAGCCUCAACAUCGUGCACAGAGACAUCAAACCUGAGAACCUGCUGGUGUAUGAACAUCAGGAUGGUAGUAAGUCUCUGAAGCUGGGAGACUUUGGCUUGGCUAGCCUGGUGGAUGGACUCCUCUACCUGGUCUGUGGCACCCCCACCUAUGUAGCACCUGAGAUCAUCGCUGAGACAGGGUACGGGCUGAAGGUCGAUAUCUGGGCAGCUGGAGUAAUCACAUACAUCCUGCUGUGUGGCUUCCCUCCCUUCAGUGGGAACAGUGAGGACCAGGAGAUUUUGCUGGACCAGAUUCUAACGGGACAACUAGACUUCCCUUCCCCGUCCUGGGACAACGUGUCUGUCACUGCUAAGGAGCUGAUUACUGGGAUGCUGCAGGUGAAGGUGGAACAGAGAUACACAGCUCUGCAGGUUCUGGAUCACCCCUGGGUCAAUGAUGAUGGGCGAUUAGUGAACGACCAGCAGCUCUCUGUGGCUGGGAAGAUUAAGAAACACUUCAACACGGGUCCUAAAGCCUGCAGCACCACUGCUGGAGUGUCUGUUAUCACAACCACCCCUCUUGAUAAGGAGCGGCAGGAUUUCAGACUAAGACACCAGCAGGAUGUGAGAUUGAAGCCCCGCCCCUGCCCCCAACCAACCGGCUUCCCCACCAGUGCCAGCCAAAGCUCAGCCCACAGCUCCAAUAACCCUGCCCUCUCUCCCGCUGACUUUACCUCAGAGUCAGAAGAUUACUCCCCCAGCCCCUCCCCCACCUCUCCUAGCUCCGCUGAUACCGUCCGCUCCCCCACCUCCCCCUUCUAGACCCCGAAGGAAGAGAGAGGGGAGAGGAGGAAGGAUAGGGGGUGCGUGUCCCUGUACUAACACUAGCCCAUGUCCCUGUAUUCACGACGACACUGUCAAGAUGCCUGCCAAUUACUUAAACAUUGAUUUUCCAUUCCGGCUACAGUGUCAGUUUACCAAAAGAUACACUGGGGUCAGAGCCAUGCAUAGGGGUCAGUUAGGGUGGGGUUAGGGUUAAAGGUUAGAGGUUAGGGUCAAGGAUAAAGGUGUAUUCUGGAUGGGUUCUGCUCUGGCCCUGAGAGGUUACUAAGGCUGAGAAUCUGUAUCUGCUUAUCUUUUUAAGACACCACACAGACAUACAAGAGUUAAGCCUUAUUUCAGCAAAUACUGAAUAAUGAUCCACUGAGGUCCCCUGGUGUUGGGAGGUGAGUACUGCAGGCCAACCAACCUGCUAACAGGACAGCUUAAACUGCAACACAACUAACCUACAGAUCAAAAUCUUCCAUUUAACUUGACGGGACCUCAUACGCCCUAAAUAGGGCAUCUUAAGUAUUUAUGUGAUUAUACAUACAUUUUGAAAAUAAUAAUGAUGAUAAUAAUAAUGACGUUGGGUCCUUGAAAAGUGCUGUAUAAACAAAAUGCCGCGUAUUAUUAUUCAUUUUGACAAUGUAUGUAUCAAGUCAGGUAUCUAUUUGUGUGAAGUUAUAUUGCACCCAAUUCAUUACAACUUGUACAGUUCAUUCUGUAGAAAAACACUUUCAUGUCAAUAAGACAUGCUGUAUGAUGUAACGUGAAGAUAUAAUCUACGUGUGUCUGGAAGGACACGUGGCUACGGUCAUGUCCACUCCAGUCCACUUUCAUUUAUCCAACUGUCUAGUGUUCAGCUAUUCUCCAGUUCUUGGUGCUGUUGUAGACAUAAUAUACUACACACUUUACAGAGGACCAGAGAGGGGCGCUGGAAGAUCUCCAGGCAUUCUGCGAUACCAUAUCUAUUGGUUGAUUGAUUGUGUUUUUGUCCAUGACUGUUAUGCCACUGUGCCAGUUCAUGUACAGUCGUCAUUUAAUGGACUACGAAAAAGGUUGUGUAUUUGGUAGAGUAUUAACAGACAUUUUCAUGGCUUUUUACUUUUGUACAAAAUUGGCCUUGUUUCAGUUAAUAUGUUAAUAUGUUGAUAGUGAAAUAAUGACCUAUUUAAAGUACGAUUAUUGGCCUGAACACAAUGGACCAAGUGCAAUUAGGUUCUGGAUCUCUUACCAAUAUUAGACAGCACAGACUUUUUCAAGCUAUUGUUAACUAUAAACAAUCCAUACAUUGUGAAUGUAUGUCAGAACAGAGGUGCUAUGGCAGCGUCUUUCAGUGCUGCCUGAGUUUUCCGCUUGCUGUGUGUGAGCCAGGGGUUGGAACCGGUUCAGUGAACAGAACUGAAAACUGGAAAAUCAUGUAGUUCAAAACAAGAUGCCCAGCACUUCAAGCCUCCUCCUCCACCCUCUCUUCCCACCCACAACAUUUUAGUCACAUCUCACUCCCUACAAUUGUCUGUCCAAUGCAUGUAAACAACUACAGCUUGCCCACUCCAUAGCAAGCUACUAUAUCCGCACUGAUUGGUAAAGUAAUUUAAUGUUGAGUUCAAUGUUUUUUAGAAACUAUGAUUGCAGAGGUUUAAAAAGGAACAGAAAGGAACAAUAUAAACUGCUACUAAUUUGGGGAAUCAAUCCGGUUCAGAACUUUAUUUUGCUGGUCAGAACAAUGGAACUGAACAAAAAAAAUGGUUUUGUUAAAAACGAUGCGAUUGGAAAAUACUUUUGCUUCCAACCCCUGGUGUAAGCACAGUGAGUUGGCAGGUCUAGAGAGAGAAGCACAGUGAGUUGGCAGGUCUAGAGAGAGAAGCACAGUGAGUUGGCAGGUCUAGAGAGAGAGAGAAGCACAGUGAGUUGGCAGGUCUAGAGAGAGAAGCACAGUGAGUUGGCAGGUCUAGAGAGAGAGAGAGAAGCACAGUGAGUUGGCAGGUCUAGAGAGAGAGAGAAGCACAGUGAGUUGGCAGGUCUAGAGAGAGAGAGAGAAGCACAGUGAGUUGGCAGGUCUAGAGAGAGAGAGAGAAGCACAGUGAGUUGGCAGGUCUAGAGAGAGAGAGAAGCACAGUGAGUUGGCAGGUCUAGAAAGAGAAGCACAGUGAGUUGGCAGGUCUAGAGAGAGAGAGAAGCACAGUGAGUUGGCAGGUCUAGAAAGAGAAGAACAGUGAGUUGGCAGGUCUAGAGAGAGAGAGGAGAACAGUGAGUUGGCAGGUCUAGAGAGAGAGAGAAGAACAGUGAGUUGACAGGUCUAGGGAGAGAAGAACAGUAAUUCAGACAGGUCUAGAGAGAGAAACACAGUAAUUCAGACAGGUCUAGGGAGAGAAGAACAGUAAUUCAGACAGGUCUAGAGAGAGAAACACAGUAAUUCAGACAGGUCUAGGGAGAGAAGAACAGUAAUUCAGACAGGUCUAGAGAGAGAAACACAGUAAUUCAGACAGGUCUAGAGAGAGAAACACAGUAAUUCAGACAGGUCUAGGGAGAGAAGAACAGUAAUUCAGACAGGUCUAGAGAGAGAAACACAGUAAUUCAGACAGGUCUAGGGAGAGAAGAACAGUAAUUCAGACAGGUCUAGAGAGAGAAACACAGUAAUUCAGACAGGUCUAGGGAGAGAAGAACAGUAAUUCAGACAGGUCUAGAGAGAGAAACACAGUAAUUCAGACAGGUCUAGAGAGAGAAACACAGUAAUUCAGACAGGUCUAGGGAGAGAAGAACAGUAAUUCAGACAGGUCUAGAGAGAGAAACACAGUAAUUCAGACAGGUCUAGGGAGAGAAGAACAGUAAUUCAGACAGGUCUAGAGAGAGAAACACAGUAAUUCAGACAGGUCUAGGGAGAGAAGAACAGUAAUUCAGACAGGUCUAGAGAGAGAAGCAAAAAGCACAAGAGAAGCAUGAGAUGAUUGAUGUGUGGAACACUUGUUUGUCCUCUAGGACAGACAAACAACUAUGUUAGUACUGAAUUUUAAUCAUAGAAACAGAGGAAGUGAAGUGUAUCUAUCUGCUGAAUGUAAUUGUCCAAAUUUCUGUUGUGAGAGAAUGAAAAAGUACAGAUUGAAAUUAUGUUGCUAUGCAAAAUAUGUAUUGAUACCCAAUGAUAUGUAAGAAUUAGUGACUACAUGUGAAGCCAAUUUGAUCGGGAUUCAUCACCAGUAGCACAUCUUUUUUCCUGAUGAUGGUAGUGAAUGGUCAUUGUUCCUGUAUAGCAACCCUUUAACAGUGGUCAUCACCAAGCCAAACCUGUGAAUAAACCACUUCCUCAAUCUGAGAGCCUGGUCAUUGUACUGCGUCCGUCCAGGGGGACUACAGUCGGACAAUCUGGGAUUUACAAACAGCAGCCACAGACGCAGCAAUAACAUCAUCCAGCCAGUAGAUGGCAGUAUAGGAUAAUCUGUACCAGAUCUAGAAGGUAGUAAGUAAUAAGACAACAAACACAUGCAUUUUGAGUUUCCACUAUUGAGAUACCUUUUAAGUGCAUGGGGUUAUAUUCCAUUUUUUGUUGUUUAAGAUAUGAGUAAUAUACAUAUAGAUAUUCUAUUGGGGCGGCAGGUAGCCCAGUGGUUAGCGCGUUGGACUAGUAACCGGAAGGUUGCAAGCUCGAAUCCUUGAGCUGACAAGGUUGUUCUGCCCCUGAACAAGGCAGUUAACCCACUGUUCCUAACUGACUUGCCUGGUUAUAAUUCUAUAUGUCAGAAUAUUCGAAAAACAAACUACUAGUUUUGUUCAAACUGCAAUUAACAUUUGAGAAUUCAGUCGCAUAAGAGCUUGCUUUAUUUAUUGUUAUUAUAAACACAACAAAAAGGAAAACAAUAAAAAAUGUUACUGUUCAUCAAUCUUUAUAUAUUGUCAUAAGUUAAUGUAUAACAGCUCCAAACAAACACAGGGUAAAUGCCUCAGACAUUGCAAUCUACACAAAAAAACAACAUGUAAAUACAAAUAACUUGUGAAAUCAUGAUAUACUUAAAUCUAUACUUAAAUCAACAAAAAUACAGAUCAACUAAAUAUUUUACAAAAAAAUCUAAAUUUGUUUUUUAAAGCAACAAUGUCAACACAAAUAAAAUGCAUUUAUUUAGCAAAAUCCUCCAAAAUCCUCCUUACACAAAGAUUUAAGUCAAAUAUUCAAAAUAAACCCAGUAUGUCAAAUUCAUAUUGAUGGGUAUUAUGAACCAAAGCAGUAAAGUCA